UUCAGCAUGGCCGACAUUAACAAAACAUCUACAAGUGACCCAGUCGCUGAGAGCUUAGCAGCAUUUCAAGAGACAUUAGAUCAAGUCUUUCUGUUGAUAAUGGGCAACAUGGUUCUGCUGAUGCAGUGCGGCUUCGCCUUCCUAGAAGCAGGCAGCGUCCGAAGUAAGAACACUAGUAACAUCUUGAUCAAGAAUUUGUUGGACUCGUUCAUCUCAGGCAUCGCCUACUGGACCAUCGGUUAUGCUCUGGCGUUCGGGAAGGGGAACAGUUUCAUUGGUUGGCAUCAUUUCGCGACCUCAGAGCUGCCGGACAGCAAGCUGGCCGUGUUCUUCUUUGAGUUUGUGUUCGCUGCCACCUCUGCAUCUAUCGUGUCAGGAGCUGUGGCCGAAAGGUGUGAGUUUGUCGCCUACGUCAUAUACAGUUCUAUUCUUACAGGUUUUAUCUACCCUGUGGUCACUCAUUGGGCGUGGACAGAUGAAGGGUGGCUGAGUCAAGGAAUGAUUUAUGAGAUCAAUGGGGUCAAUGAGACAGAUUUCGCUGGCAGUGGAGUGGUCCAUGUUGUAGGGGGUACAGCCUCGUUCUUCGCUGCUCUUUUUCUCGGACCCAGAAUCGGACGAUUCCACAGGGAGACUGGGACGGCGAUUAAUAUCAGAGGGCAUUCUGUACCACUGGCAGCCUUGGGCGGCUUUAUUUUGAUCUUUGGUUUCCUGGCUUUUAACGGCGGCUCCAACAUGACAGUCUCUAAACCUGGGGACGGUGCGGUCAUCAGUCUGACCGUGGUCAACUCUGUGCUUUCCGGCACAACUGCCGCAUUCACGACGCUGGUCAUUCACAAAUUUGGUAUUAUGGGUCAGCAUUGGAGCCUCCUUAACACUUUGAACGGUGCUUUGGCCGGAAUGGUCGCCAUAUGUGCCGGAUGUGACACCUACAGGCCAUGGGGAGCAAUCAUUGUCGGCGCUGUUGCUGGAGUCUCUUUCAACGUUACAUCAUAUUUGAUGAUUAGAUUAAAAAUUGACGAUCCCGUCGAUGCUGUUGCAGUGCAUUUCGGAGGCGGAACUUGGGGUGUUAUUGCUGCAGCCUUCUUGAAAUACGACACUGGAGUUUUGAUGAGUUGGGAUCGAAGGUCUGGACUGAUUCUCGCUUGGCAGCUGGUUGGAUUUUCCUCUAUUGCACUUUGGACAGGAUUUAUAUGUCUAAUUAUGUUCGGUAGUUUGAAGUUCGCUGGAAUACUUCGAGUUCCCAAAGACAUAGAAGUAAAAGGUCUUGACAUUCCAAGGCAUAACGAGCCUGCUUAUCCACUAGAGACCUAUGGCCAUGGGCAUCUUGAAAAAAUUGUGACCAUUCUGGAAGAUGGUCAGUUGUCUCAUCUCCAUCAAGGAUAUCUGAAUGGCUGCUUUAAGAAAGAUCUGGGACCCUAUGAAAGCCCUGAGGUGAAAGUCAUGGGCACUAACGAAGUCAGGAUGGUGUACUCGCUCGACCAGGCGUUGUCCAUAGAGCCCAAAUCAUGGAGACAGACACAGCCCAAUGAAGAAAUGGGUUCUGGACCAUUGGAGAGAACUGCCCUUUAGGCAAAGAAAUGCUUGUUUUUGGUAAAAUCAAACUUUAAAACAUUCCAGCACAGUUUUAGUCUUCAGGAAUUGACUGUUAACGGAAAAUAACUAUCUAUUCCAUAUAUUGGACUCUCUUAUUGUGAAUGUGAUUCUACGCAUCACUCACACUGCUAAUCGGUCCAUGGAAGACAGUGUUGUAAAAUGGCUGUGUCUAUGCGAUCUUAAAUAUUCUCAAUAGAAAGAUUCUUACUGCGACUUUUAUAAACUCUUACAACAUCAAACAUAAAGAUGUCAUCAAGAGAUGGGUUUUUUUCUCUCGCCUACUGGAUAACUUUUUAAUGUGUAUUUCUUUUUUACAUACAGUCUUCUGUUUACCAUUGGAGUUUCUGUUGUCCAUAGUUGGGCUAUUGUCUUUCAUUACUACGUCAACAUAACUAUUUGCACUUCUGUGUCUUACAAGUUGUGAUCUCAUCAACAAAUUACAUGUGGCCUGGUCAAUACAUCUACUUCGUCCCUUGUAUAUUUCCAUAGCCCUUUACAUAUUGCAGUAUAACCUUUCAACCGCCGGUUAAGGACAGAAACUCAGGUAUGUCCAAACUAUUUUGAAGUUCUUAAGUAAAGUUCCCCUUUCAGACCUAUGCGAGCUAUGGGGCCAGAUGAUGUAAAGGUCAUCAGUUUCUGUGGCCCAGAAAACGAGGAUGUCAUGUGGCCAUCACAACGGCCAACUGCCUUUACUUUUCCCCAACUAAUGUCAGAUACCCAUUAAAGCUGGGUGGACUCAGAGGAGCCCAAGGAUAACGUACUUAAAAAUCUCAGGUUUCACCAGGAUUCGAACCCGGACACCCCCGUUCGAAAGCCAAGCGCAUUACCGCUCAGUCAUCCCGCCUCAGAAGUUCUAAAGAACGUAUUUAAAAUGUUUAUCAGAAACAUAGUCAUACAUGCAGAGGAUACGGAAUUAUAACGGAAACGACAAUAUAUACAUGCAUAAUAUAGCAUUUCAAACAAUAAUACAAUUUAAACUUAACUGUACAAUGUCGUAAUAAUCAUUUAUUGUAUUGCUUGAUUGUAUUAUAUAUUGCAAUUUUACGAACGAAGUUGUGAUUGUUUCUAGAUAUGUCAAAGUACUUUUGUUUUAUUGAAUUUCUUUGAAAUCUGUAUAAAUAUUGAUAUAUAAUUUAAAUCAAAAUGAUAUUUUAAAUAUUUUUUAACUGUUACAAUUAUCUCUGAUGUGUUAUGUUUAGAAAUUUUGCAUCAAUUAACAUGAAAGAUAAUACAAUCAUUGAAUGAGCCUGUUCCUUACGUCACAAAUAAAAUUUAUUCUUGAAAACAUUUUCUAUUUGUAUUAUUUUUGCAAAGUUUAAUCCAAAAAUUUUGUAUUGAUUCUUUUUUAUCGACUCAGCCUAUUGUUUAUACAAUUGUGUUUGUGAUAGCGCAUCAUCUAGACCAGGGGUUCUCAACCUUUUGGUCGCGACCCCCAU
This is a messenger RNA of Biomphalaria glabrata, 3029 nucleotides long. Its product is annotated as putative ammonium transporter 1. The record is from RefSeq and is a predicted model, not a curated record. Bases 7 to 1569 code for a protein of 520 amino acids. Gene Ontology annotation, molecular function: ammonium channel activity. Gene Ontology annotation, biological process: ammonium homeostasis; ammonium transmembrane transport. The transcript is spliced from 12 exons. Gene Ontology annotation, cellular component: membrane. NCBI's taxonomy places the organism in Eukaryota, Metazoa, Mollusca, Gastropoda, Planorbidae.